CAGACGCGCGCUCACAGUAUCGUGCACGAACAAUGCAAAAACGUCUCCCUGAUAAACAUUUGCAGAUUCAACAAGUCGCAUGUACUCCCAUUCUUUCGGCAUCAUGAUUUCAGUAACGUUAUUGGUAUGUGGAUCAUAUUUUGUCAGCGAACUAUGAAGUAACCAUAACAUUGCGAACGACAUCAUCUACCAACUAAGCGAAAAUCGUAAUUUAAUACGAGUAACUGUAACUCGUACAGUAACUGCGGAGUUUCGCUUGGAGUGGUGUUUUAUUGAUCAAUGCAAAACGGUCUCCGCGACCAUGGCUCGCCACGUCAAGGUUCCUCGCUCUUCCGCACCCGGGACGGCUUCGGGAGUGGAUGAUUAUGACUGGGAAAUGGAAUACACGCUCACGAAGCCAUUGAAGACGACGGAAGCAGAGUAUACCGUGCAGCCAUACAAGCAUUUGGCUGAAGAUAUGCGCAUCAAGAUUCGCGAAACAGCUGAUGUGCUCCAGAUAUCCCCGACGUGUGCCAGACUGCUUCUUGCUCAAAAGAAAUGGAAUGUGGACGACUGUGCGGCAAUGUGCUACGAACGCUCCGACAAAUAUCUUGCGAACCUUAUCAAUAUCCCGGUAUCGUCGCUGCGACUGCACGAAUGGACUUUAUGUGAGAAGAAGGCGAGUCGCCAGCACGGUCUGAUCAUGAGUGCCUGUCCUAUCUGCUUGGAAGAAGUCUAUGCUAACCAGCUGCAGUCGCUGUCUUGUCUGCACAUCUAUUGUAUUGGCUGUUGGCGGAACUACAUUGACUCGCAAAUCGACGGCGAAAUGGACAAACGUAUUGUCAUCCGAUGCAUGUUUCCCAAAUGCGAAAUGCUGCUGGGCGAUGAGUGUAUUGAGCAGUUGGCAGACACACGACAGGCGACGGUCUACUGGAAGCAGAUUGAGAAGCUGUACGUUGACAGUUUUCCCCGGCUGCGUAGCUGCCGUGGAUUGGACUGUACAUACGCCAUGGACAUAAGCGCUGAUGACCAGGAACGUAAUGCGGUGGAUCUGAAGUGUAUUUGUGGAUAUGUUCAGUGCAGCAUGUGCACGAACGAGGGUCACGAAGGACUGCCGUGUUGGUUGAUCGAGAAAUGGAUUAAGAAACUGGGUUCGGAUACUGACCAGCCCACACUGCAGUGGCUAAUGAGCAACACGAAAGAAUGUCCCAAAUGCAAGUAUAACAUCGAAAAGACCGGUGGAUGUAACCAUAUGACAUGCAGAAAUUGCCGUAAUGAAUUUUGCUGGAUGUGUGGCGAGCAGUGGCGAGGCCAUUCGAACUGCACACAGUAUUGUGGUGAUGCUCAGGGGGAGAAUUUCACUGCCAAGGCAUGGGAGCAAAUGGAGCGGCUCAUUUUCUAUGCUAGCCGCUACACCAACCAGAUGGAUAACAUUCUUAAGGAGAAACCGCUUAAAGAACUGCCGACCAAAGUGAGCACGCUAUUGCUGGAGCCGGCUCAUGCAUCUACUCCUGCAAAUUAUACAGAAUUCGUUGGACACGCCGUCAGCGUGUUGGAGACGUGUCGUCGCCACUUGUGGCAGUGCUUUGGAUUUUCGUUUUUCGUCAAACCUAGCCGCCACCGUGAAUUAUUCGACCAUAAUAUUGAAAAUCUGGAGCGCGACGUCGAUGAGCUGUCGGGAUUUUUGGAACAGACUCUGUCUCCCAAUCUGGAGCUUUUCUCUAAGUAUCGUGGAAAAACAUUGACGUUGUCGGGAAAAUGCCAGAUGCGAUUGAAACACCUUAUGGGGCACAUUGCUGAAGGAUUUUCAAAAAAUUGGUGGGCGUUUGAUGAUGUGGCAUGACACAAUGUUUGACCGGUUGGAUGGAUUACACGGUUACGCAACCAAAGAUUUAUUGAUGGACUCUGCAUACGCACAUCAUGAAACGCUUUCGAAAAUGUACAGAUAUUCUGUUCUCAAUAAGGAUUGCUGAUGAACGGUUGUGUUAACAAUAAUUCGGUGGCGAUUUUUCAGAGCUCUGCGGCGCACUCGCUGCACUGUAUAAGAUAGCAGUAGAACUAUAGUUUUUAACACUUUGCAGAUUUGUAACGGCAGAAAACGGAAAUUGAUUACAUUAUUUUGUGUCAGUGUCUAUCAUGUUGCUGCAGUUGUAUGCGUUUAGCCUUUAUAUGAAUCUAGGUUGUUGUUUUUUGACAGUAUCUGGAUUUGCUGAUUAAUCUUUUGAGUUGUGAAAAUUCGGGAACUGUAAACAACAUGUACGAGUAUUUAA
Molecule: messenger RNA, 2249 nt
Organism: Paramacrobiotus metropolitanus
Lineage: Eukaryota; Metazoa; Tardigrada; Eutardigrada; Parachela; Macrobiotidae
Product: E3 ubiquitin-protein ligase ari-1.1-like
Exons: 5
Coding region: 302-1822 (506 amino acids)
Biological process (GO): protein polyubiquitination; positive regulation of proteasomal ubiquitin-dependent protein catabolic process; ubiquitin-dependent protein catabolic process
Cellular component (GO): ubiquitin ligase complex; cytoplasm
Molecular function (GO): ubiquitin protein ligase activity; zinc ion binding; ubiquitin conjugating enzyme binding
Source: RefSeq, a predicted model, not a curated record